This is a messenger RNA of Melitaea cinxia (Glanville fritillary), 2049 nucleotides long. RefSeq names its product axin (gene Axn). NCBI's taxonomy places the organism in Eukaryota, Metazoa, Arthropoda, Insecta, Lepidoptera, Nymphalidae. Bases 1 to 2049 code for a protein of 682 amino acids. The transcript is spliced from 15 exons. The record is from RefSeq and is a predicted model, not a curated record. Gene Ontology annotation, biological process: negative regulation of canonical Wnt signaling pathway.
AUGAGCCACACUCCUGUAGGCGGCCACCCGCAAGGUUGGGAGCACAAGCUUGCAGACAGGUCGUCGCUGCCGCCGGCUUCAGGGGAGGAGAAAAGUAAAUCUCAGUCCAGACAUGUGUUCACUCAGCCACAUCUCUCUAAGGCGGGUAUGGCGUCGUGGCGCGAGGAGACGGAGGGCUCGUCGGGCAGCUCGGCGCGCUCGCCCGCCUCGCCGCCCUACAUCCGCUGGGCGCGCACCCUGCACCACCUGCUCGAGGACGCGGAGGGCGUGCGCCUGUUCCGCAAGUUCGUGUGCGGCGCGGGCGGGCUGCACGUGGACCGGCUCAACUUCUACUUCGCCGUGCAGGGCCUGCGCCAGGAGAGCGAGCCCAGCAAGAUACGGCAGGUCGUCUCCGCGAUAUACAAGUUUCUGCGCAAGUCUCAGCUAGCGAUGCCCGAGGAGUUAAAGCAGCGCGUAAAGCAGUUGCUUAAAGAUGGCGGUAACAUAGAGAAGACCAUCUUCGAUAACAUGGAGCAAGAGGUGACGCGCGCGAUCACAGAGUCGACUUACCAGGCGUUCCUGCGCUCCGAAGCGUACGUGUCAUACGUAAGCGCGGCGACGCAGCCACUGUCCUCGCCCGACGCCUCGCCGCCGCACUCCAGAGAGACGAGCGUGGGCGGGCUGGCGACGCUGCACGAGGGGCAGGAGCUCGGGCCGACGGCGGCGGUGGGCGCGCGCCUCACGCACGACGCGCUGCUGGCCACGCAGUCGCGCCGGCUGCACUGCGACGUCGCGCCGCACCGCAAGCGCUCGGUGUACAGCGCGCACGUGUCGUACGCCGGCUACACGCCCGCUUCGCGCCAGGACUCCGAACGCGCUAGUCUCAGCAGCGGCCGCACCGACAGUGACGCCGUGUCGCUCUCUGGCAGCAGCGUGGACGGCGCGUGCGCGCGCGCUUGUCGCGAGGCGCGCGAGUCGCGCGAGGCGCGGCGCCCGCGCCUGUACGGGCUGGACCGGCACGCCGUCAUCAACAAGGAGCAGGACCCCGCCAUGGUGAUUCCCCGCACGCAGCGCGUGCAGGCGGAGCAGCUGCGCGUGCUGCCGCCGGCGGAGUUCGCGCCGCUGCUCAUCGAGCGCCUCGAGCGCGUCAAGCGCGAGCUGGACAACAAGGAGCGCCUCGAGAGGAGGCUGGCCGAGGGCGAGGGCGACGAAAUGUGUGCGCAGACGUUGCCGCCGCAGUUAGUCGCGGCCGCCAUCCGCGAGAAACUGCACAUCGACGACGACAACGAUCAAGACAUACUCGACCAGCACGUAUCACGCGUGUGGUCGGAGCGCACGCCAGGCGCGUCCCCUCCCGGAGGGCGGCGAGCACGCGGCCGGCACGGGACGCACGGGUCACACGGGUCGCACGGGUCACACGGGUCGCACGGGUCGCACGGGUCACACGGGUCGCAUGGGACACACGGGUCGCGCCGCGCCCCGUCGGCUCUGUCGGCCGACUCGGGCCACUACGACGCGCCGCCCGACUCCUUGCAUAUGCCGCAUUCACUCACGAGGAGGUCGUUCUCGAAGAAGACGGUCACGGAGUUGACGGACAGCGGCGUGUCGGUAGUGAGCGAAGGCACCAGUGCGGCGGGAGUGGAACCGCGCAUUUUGCUGUGGAUAGCCGAAGGAUCGGAGAGGAUGGACCGCAAGAAUUACAGAGAGCUCUCUUCGAGAGGGUCGUCGGCUGACCGAGACGAGCACCGGAGGAGGGAGAAACAAUCGCAGAGGGCUCGAGGCUACGGUGCGGUCCGCAGGGCGGGCGGGCGGCCGGGCGGCGAGCACACGGUGGUGGUGGUGAGCUUCCUGGACGAGAGCGUGCCCUACCGGUUCAAGGUGCCCGCCGCGCCGCUCACGCUGCGCACCUUCAAGGACUACCUGCCGCGGAAGGGCAACUACAGAUACUUCUUUAAGACGGAGUGCGCAGACCUCGACAACACCGUGAUCCAGGAAGAAGUGAGCAACGACAACGACACGCUGCCCAUGUUCGAGGGGAAGGUUAUGGCGCGCGUCAAGAGCGUGGAGUGA